AAAAUUCCAAAUUGUGUGGGAUUGUAUGUGGGGGGAGGACCCUCUCUUGAGAGCCAGUUUCUCCGAGUCAUCCAAGGAUGCAGCCUCAUGUUGCAGACGCGUCUGGCCACCCUGUGCUGUCAUGACAUGACAGGGGGGUGGUCACCUCACUGUGUCCUGGCUCGGUCACCUAGCUUGGCAAUGUUUUCUAAGAGUACUGUCUACAGUGCAUAGUGAAGAAAGGCAUGCAUGGGAAUCGCCAGCAAGGAGGAGGGAGGAGAAGGCUCUGAGGAGAGGCACCUAAUACCUAAAAUAUUUUAUAAAUGUAUGACAACAUGUCCACAAUGGUGUACAUGAAGGAAGACAAGUUGGAGAAGCUCACGCAGGAUGAAAUUAUUUCCAAGACAAAGCAAGUAAUCCAGGGGCUGGAAGCUCUGAAGAAUGAGCAUAAUUCCAUUUUGCAGAGUUUACUGGAGACACUGAAGUGUUUGAAGAAAGAUGAUGAAAGUAAUCUGGUGGAGGAGAAAUCAAACAUGAUCCGAAAGUCCCUGGAGAUGCUGGAGCUUGGCCUGAGUGAGGCUCAGGUCAUGAUGGCGCUGUCAAACCACCUGAACGCCGUGGAGUCGGAGAAGCAGAAGCUGCGUGCGCAGGUCCGGCGUCUGUGCCAGGAGAACCAGUGGCUGCGGGACGAGCUGGCCAACACUCAGCAGAAGCUCCAGAAGAGCGAGCAGUCUGUGGCUCAGCUGGAGGAAGAGAAGAAGCACCUGGAAUUCAUGAAUCAGCUGAAGAAGUACGACGACGACAUCUCCCCUUCGGAGGACAAAGACGCUGAUUCCACCAAGGAACCUUUGGAUGACCUCUUCCCAAAUGAUGACGACGAACCCGGUCAAGGAAUCCAGCAGCAGCACAGCAGCGCCGCAGCGGCCGCGCAGCAGGGCGGCUACGAGAUCCCCGCGCGGCUACGCACCCUGCACAACCUGGUCAUCCAGUACGCCUCGCAGGGCCGCUACGAGGUGGCCGUGCCGCUCUGCAAGCAGGCCCUGGAGGACCUGGAGAAGACCUCGGGCCACGACCACCCCGACGUGGCCACCAUGCUGAACAUCCUGGCCUUGGUGUACAGAGACCAGAAUAAAUAUAAAGAUGCAGCUAACCUACUGAACGAUGCCUUGGCCAUCCGUGAGAAAACUCUGGGCAAAGAUCAUCCUGCGGUGGCAGCAACUCUGAACAACCUCGCAGUGCUCUAUGGCAAAAGAGGGAAGUACAAAGAAGCCGAGCCGCUGUGUAAGAGAGCCCUGGAGAUCAGAGAGAAGGUUUUGGGAAAGGACCACCCAGAUGUCGCCAAGCAGUUAAAUAACUUGGCUCUACUGUGCCAGAACCAGGGCAAGUACGAAGAAGUGGAAUAUUAUUAUCAGAGAGCCCUCGAGAUCUACCAGACAAAACUGGGUCCUGAUGACCCCAAUGUGGCCAAAACAAAAAAUAACCUGGCUUCCUGCUACCUGAAGCAAGGAAAAUUCAAGCAAGCAGAAACCCUGUACAAAGAGAUCCUCACUCGCGCACACGAAAGGGAGUUUGGUUCAGUGGAUGAUGAAAAUAAACCCAUUUGGAUGCAUGCUGAGGAGAGAGAAGAAUGCAAAGGAAAGCAGAAGGAUGGGACGUCUUUUGGAGAGUACGGUGGCUGGUACAAGGCCUGCAAGGUUGACAGUCCGACUGUCACCACGACUUUAAAAAACCUCGGGGCGCUUUACAGACGGCAAGGCAAAUUUGAAGCUGCGGAAACACUGGAAGAAGCAGCCAUGAGGUCUCGUAAACAGGGCCUUGACAAUGUUCACAAGCAGAGAGUGGCGGAAGUGCUGAGUGACGCUGAGAGCGCGGAGAAGCGGCGGAGCCGGGAGAGCCUCAGCGCGGACGCGGUCAAGUACGAGAGCGGCCCCGACGGCGGCGAGGAAGUGAGUAUGAGCGUAGAGUGGAACGGGGAUGGCACUGGAUCUUUAAAACGCAGUGGUUCCUUUAGCAAACUCCGGGCUUCAAUUAGACGCAGCAGUGAGAAGCUGGUUAGGAAGCUGAAGGGAGGAAGUUCACGAGACAGUGAACCAAAGAACCCCGGCAUGAAGCGAGCCAGUUCUCUGAAUGUCCUUAACGUGGGUGGCAAGGCGGCCGAAGACCAUUUCCAAGGCGCCGCCGGCAGAGCCCCUUUCCAUGGACAACGACAGCAGCAGCAGCGGCCUGGAGGACGCCAGCCUGAGCUGAGGCAGCCGCGGAGGAGUCUGGCCUGAGCUGUGUGCGCGCCCCGAGGGCCCGGUGACGCCGUGAAGGUCGCGAGGCUGGAGGGCCUGGGGCGGUGCCUGCAGUGCUGACCAGCGCCCCCAUCCCAGAGCCCUGACCCCCCACGCCUCUCGCCGCGAAGCCCCAGGACGGCACGCGUGCCCCCAACCAGCCCGGCCCGGGCCACUGCUCUGUCCCUGUCCCGGGCUACGUGUGAUCAUGUACUUUACUGUAAAUUUCUAAAAUUAAACUUUAUACAUCUUA
Molecule: messenger RNA, 2505 nt
Organism: Cervus elaphus (red deer)
Lineage: Eukaryota; Metazoa; Chordata; Mammalia; Artiodactyla; Cervidae
Gene: KLC1
Product: kinesin light chain 1
Exons: 17
Coding region: 303-2252 (649 amino acids)
Biological process (GO): axo-dendritic transport
Cellular component (GO): kinesin complex; membrane-bounded organelle; cytoplasm
Molecular function (GO): kinesin binding
Source: RefSeq, a predicted model, not a curated record